UCGAGUCCUUGGUUUGCUGACUGAAUCUUACCACUUAGUAUCAACUGCAGUCACCAGAUUUAUACAGAGAGACCAUCAAAUUCAGGCGGAAAACACACCAAGAGGCGAGUCAGCUCUUUAUCUAACUAGAGCUGAGUAGAAGUGAGCGCUAAGCGCUAAGACUCGAGCUGGAUUUCAGCGCUUAAUAUGUCAAGGCUCGGAGAUCACGUGGGGUAGCGAACGAACGUGGGGUCGUGUUCGCGAAGUUGAGUGAUCGCGUAUGUCCCAUUUUAACUUAUGGCAGAACCUUCCAGCUCCUUGCAAGUCACAGGACCUAGUCAAAGCGACGCUCAAAGUUUCAAGUCAUCAGAAGCGGAGGUCUGGUAUUUAAAAGAGAUAAUAUUUGGCGAGGGCGAGAACCGCCAGCGGCGCAGGAUCAUCACCCAGAACUUCAACGGUCCAUGCUCAUUCAUAGCUAUAUGUAACAUCCUUAUCCUGAGGGGAGACAUUGAAAUUGAACCAUAUGACCGCCCCACCGUGUCUUACGAGCAUCUCUCUCAGCUAGUGGGAGAGUAUCUCCUCACGAACUGCCCAGACAUCGACAUUUCGGCCGCGCUCUCUGCCAUGCCUACCACCACAAAGGGAAUGGACCUUAAUCCACUCUUCACAGCUCCCACAGCUUUUCGACCUGCAGGUGAAAGCGGCGAGCUCAUGUUGUUUGAGAGGGCAGGCAUCAAGCUUGUCCACGGCUGGCUCGUAGACCCUCAUAGUCGUGAAGCCGAGGCUGUCUUCCGCGUCCAAGACUAUGAUACUGCUGUCACCUUGAUAGCUGAUGCCGAUCAUAUAACCCAUGGGAAGCUGUUAGCGGGCGACUCAUUCGACAUGGACGCUAAUCAAGCGGGACCAAGCAAUGCUGCCGGGAGCUCAAGCCAAGCCGGCCCGAGUAACGCAGGCACCAGUUCUCGCGGCGACAUUUACUAUCAUUCGGGAAGUUACUCUGACGAGCAGCAAUUGAAGAUUGGGGACGCUAUCGUGCUCCAAACCUUCCUUGAAAGCACGAAGUCGCAACUCACGUACCAUGGACUUUUUGAGCUAAUUUCACUUGUAGCCCCCGGUCAGCUCGUUGCCCUUUUCAGGAACUCGCAUCUGUCUGUACUAUACAAGCCGAAGCCGGGAGUCGAUACCGCUGAGGAUGACCACUCAAUAUAUUCAUUGGUGACAGAUUAUGUCUUUCUCAAUGAACCUUCUGUCGUUUGGGAACGUUUCGAAGAUGUUGAUGGUGGCUCUUCGGCUUUCGUCGAUUUCGACUUCAAGAAUAGCCAGCCAUUGGGCGGAGAUUUCGCAGGCCAAACCGCGGAAGGUGCCUUGCGCCAAUGGGAACUUGAGACGGGGCAGUUUGCUGCUGUUGACCCAGCUGAUCGUGCCCUUGCGCAGCAGCUACAGGCUGAAGAAGAUGCUGCCGCCCAGCAAGCAGCUGAACAGCGUCAGCUUCAGGCUGUCUUGCGUCGGGAUCGCGAAGAAGCCGACAAGAAGCGUAAAGCCGACCAGGAAGCCAAGAAGGCAAAGAAAGCGAAGGACAAAUGCAUCAUCAUGUAGACGUGCUAUUGUUUGCGUAUCAUGGAUCCCUAUACCAUUUAUUGAAUCGGGACCGCUGAUAAAGGUCUCGUUAGCACUGGACUGUCAUGUAAUUACGGGAUAGGAGUGCGUAGUUGAUAUAUUAUGCAUAUAGCAGAUUC
Messenger RNA from Coniophora puteana RWD-64-598 SS2, 1715 nucleotides. RefSeq lists its product as uncharacterized. Bases 277 to 1575 code for a protein of 432 amino acids. The record is from RefSeq and is a predicted model, not a curated record. NCBI's taxonomy places the organism in Eukaryota, Fungi, Basidiomycota, Agaricomycetes, Boletales, Coniophoraceae. Gene Ontology annotation, cellular component: cytosol; cell periphery. Gene Ontology annotation, molecular function: K48-linked deubiquitinase activity; cysteine-type carboxypeptidase activity; cysteine-type deubiquitinase activity. The transcript has 6 exons. Gene Ontology annotation, biological process: protein K48-linked deubiquitination.